CCCCUGCCAAGAAUAUGACACGAGGGUGGCCUGGUCCAUGCCAACGCCGCAAUCGACCGAGGAAGAGGCAAACGCAACCAGUGUGUGCGACUCCUGGAUUAGAUUUUUCUGCAGAAUCAACUAAAGUGGUUUCAAUCACUCAAAUACCAUUUGCUUCGAUCCGUGUAAGUCGCUCUGACCGCUUUCCGAAAAUCAAAUUGAUCUUGUUUUUUAUCGUCCUCUGUUUGAACGGAGAAAUUGCGCAAAACCCUAUCCUGUGAGCCUCAAAUUUUCUUGCUGAUACGAAUUUAUACAAAAGAACUGGCCAUUUAAUUUCUAGACCGGGUGAUCUGUGGAUUGAUGAAAUUCUACAAAAAGACAUCGUCUUGUUAUUAUGCUCUUUUUGUUGAUGAUUAAUGGACUGGGACGCCGCCCCUCCAAAUCCCUCCGAUGAGUGGUACCCCCGGCCGGAUUGCUGCUCCGACGAUGAUGGUGGCGAUUCUUUGCCGGCAUCGUCCAAAUUUUCCUCCUGUGACGGAUCGGAUUUUGAUCGGUACUGUAGUGCCAAUUCUGUGUUGGGGAGUGCGAGCACCUGCAGUUCGAUUGGGAAUUACUAUGUAGUCGGUGAAGAGUUUCCUUUGGAGGGCCACAACUCGAGAAAGAAAUUCCAGAGAAGUCGCUGGAAUGAAUUCGAAUAUUUCUCGGAUGGAGGUGCUGAAACUCCAAGAGCUAAUGGUUCUUACGAGAGUCUCAUGGCCAGAAUGAGUACAGGCUCUAGUUUGAUUCACGAUUACACAGAGAGCUCCUCAUCAUGCCAUGGCGUAUGGGGAGAAGAUAAUAAUUUACGGUUACCAUGCUUAGCCAAGGGCAAGGAGUUGCCUGCCUUUUCUUCAGUUAUUUGUUCUUCUCUGGGAGCCAAUGGUAAUGGUGAUUCAGAUGAGAAAGAAGAAGAGUGUGCGUUGAAUGAAAUUUUAUUGAUCAGGCAAAAUGAAACUCAUUUGGAUCUUAAAUUUGGUGGUCUCAUAAAUAUCGAAGGAAAUGAAGAUGCUUUUCCUCAAUCUAAGCUUUCGGAAAGUGAUGAUUCAAUGCUUGAUUAUGGAACUGAUAAUGAGGGUAGAAUUCGAUUUUGUAAAAGGAGCUUUAAGCUUGCUGAGAAAAGUAACCAUGAGGAUGUGAAUCCACUUAUUAUGAGUUCUUCUGUGGCAUUUGGCUCCAAUGAUUGGAAUGAGUUUGUCCAAGACACAGAGGGUGGUGGUCUGGCUUCACUUUCGCUGCACCUGGAUCAAUCUUUUCAGCGUCAAGAUAAUCAUAUUGAAAGAGAAAUUGAGAAAAAGGUGGAAGAUAUACCUACGGCCAGCUUUGAGGUUGAGAAUCUUACAGUUAAGGAUGUGGGAGAUGAUAAUUAUGUAUCAGCAAUCAAUCAUGAGACACAAGUUAAUGAUACACACACCCAGAUCGGUGGUGGUAGAUUUAGUGUAAUAAACAAUCAUGAAGUGGAAGCUGUUGAUCCAACUUCAAGAAAUUCAGAAUAUGCUAGUGCUUCAGCUUUGCAAAAUACUCUAUCUAAAGGCAAUGGAGUGAAAUGCUAUUUAAAUUCUCCAUUUGAUACUGCUGAAAUUCAAUCAACACUUGGUGAGGACUCUGGAAUAUAUGAAGCUUCUGAAAAAAAAAUAAAUGGUGGAUCAGAGCUUUCUUUGGCAAAUAACGGUGCGCCAUUGCAGUUUUACAGCAGAUUGAAUGGGACAGGAGAAAAAAUUAAUGGAGCUGAACCUGGUAAAAAUAAUGGCAUAAUGCCUUUGAGUGAUCAUUCCAGAAUACAAAGGUUUCAGGGGAAGGAUCCAAGCUAUUCUCAUUUAGCUGAAGUGAAUAUUCAAGAGAGUGAGGUCAAGAAAUUUGAUGCAUCUGAUUCUUAUGAUGAAAUGGUUCUUGAAAUGGAGGAAAUUUUACUUGACUCGAGGAAUAGCCAUGGAUCCAUGUACCUACAAACUAAUCAAGGCUAUGUAAGCCAGCAGCCACGUCAUUUUGGGGACGGGAGUUCUUUUGUUUCGACUGCUGCCAUGGAUUACAUAAAUCCACCUGUCCAAGUCUCGUCAAAAAUUGAUCGAGUGGAGUUAGUUGGGGCAAAACAGCAGAAGGGAGAUGUUUCUUUGGGAGAGAGAUUAAUUGGUGUCCGGGAGUAUACAAUAUAUCAAAUGAAAGUUUGGAGUGGUACGGAUGAAUGGAAUGUUGAACGUCGCUACCGUGAUUUCGUUGCUCUUUACCGCCAAUUGAAGACUCUUUUUAUUGGUCAUGGUCUGAGUCUUCCUUCUGCAUGGUCUAGAGUUGAGCAGGACUCUAGGAAAUUUUUUGGUAAUGCUUCUCCAAAUGUUGUUUUGGAGAGAAGUAUUCUUAUCGAAGAUUGUCUGCGUUCCACCCUUAACUCUAGAUUUCCCUUUGGAACUCCUAGCCCAUUGAUUAUGUUUUUGACUCCAGGAAAAGCAAUGUUCAAAUCUGGCCUGUUUCAAUCUCUUGUUCCUCAAUAUCUGCAGAAGUUUGCUGAAGAUGAAAAUCCAGAUUGUGGUGAGCCGCAUCCAGAAGAUGCUUCUCUGUUAGGGAAGACCAUAUCCCUUGUAGUUGAGAUAAAACCUCAGAAGUCUUUAAGACAGUUGCUGGAAAUACAACACUAUACUUGUGCAGGGUGUCACAGACACCUUGACAUUGGAAAGACCCUCUUUCGGGAACUUGUACAGACUUUUGGGUGGAACAGGCCCCGGUUUUGUGAGUAUACUGGGCAGCUAUUUUGUGCUUCAUGCCAUACAAAUGACACUAGUGUUUUGCCAGCAAGAGUACUGCAUCUCUGGGAUUUUACCUUACAUCCAGUAUCUCAGUUGGCUAAAGCAUAUCUUGAAUCCAUCUAUGACCAGCCUAUGCUCUGUGUGAGUGCAGUCAAUCCCUUUCUAUUUUCCAAAGUUCCUGCUUUACUACAUGUCAUGGUUUUCAGAAAGAAAAUAGGUGCUAUGCUUCCGUCUGUCAACUGUCCAUUCAGAAGUUCUAUUCAAAAAAGCCUUGGAUUUCGUAGGUAUCUUCUUGAAAGCAAUGACUUUUUUGCUCUUCGAGACCUUGUAGAUCUAUCAAAAGGGCCAUUUGCAGCACUUCCUAUAAUGGUGGAGAACAUUUCAAAUCUAAUUCUUGAGCACAUCACACAACAAUGCCUUGUAUGCUAUGAUUCCGGUGUUCCUUGUGCUGCCCGACAAGCAUGUUAUGAUCCCUCUUCUUUGAUAUUUCCCUUUCAGGAAGCAGAAGCUGAGAAAUGUAAUUCAUGUGGGUCUAUCUUUCACAAGGCAUGCUUCAUAGAUCUUCUCGGAUGCCCUUGCAGUAAUCACUCAGCUAUAAGCAAAAGGUAUAGUCCCACAGAAUCAAUCACGAGGGAAUCCCAGAGGGAACCUGUUGGAUUUUCAGAGAGGUCUAUUCAGCCCGUUCUUUCAAAUUCAACAACAGGAUUUUUCUCCAAUCUUCUCACUAGAAUCAAGUCAGAUAAGUUAUGGAAACCUAAAAACAGUAGCACGGUCAUACUCAUGGGUUCCUUACCGAGUUCUUCUUUGUAAUUAAUGUUUUAAUCAAGGCUACAUUGGCCGGAGCAAAAUUGGUAAUUGAAUUUUGACUAUUAUACUAUAGUUCUUUGUUUCAAGAUGCAAUUAGUUAUACUGCAAAUGUGUAAAUUUUCAGAAGGGGCCUGAAAUUUCCCCCAUUUUUCUCCUCAUAUUAGCAGACUCCACUCCACUCAUAUUAUUGAUCAUCUACUUGGGAAUCUGGAGCAGUUGAUUAUAUUUCUGUCCACUUUUGCCAUGCUAUUGUAUUCUUCUGCACAGUAUGUUAUAUAAGGCUUGGAGAUCAACUAUGAGAAAGGUUUUAGAAAAAGUGGUGAGUGGAACAAUGUAAAACUGUUAUUGUUUUUCAUUUACAUCAAUAUUUUGCUUGACUUGGCAUUCUUGAAAUGUAAAUAUUAUUUAGCUAUAGCCAAACUAUUAUUGCUUGGGCUGUUGAUUAUAUUGGAGAAAAUUGAUUCCUAGCCUAACUGUA
Messenger RNA from Phalaenopsis equestris, 4038 nucleotides. RefSeq lists its product as uncharacterized. Gene Ontology annotation, molecular function: phosphatidylinositol binding. The transcript has 5 exons. Lineage: Eukaryota; Viridiplantae; Streptophyta; Magnoliopsida; Asparagales; Orchidaceae. The coding region runs from base 396 to 3563 and encodes 1055 amino acids. The record is from RefSeq and is a predicted model, not a curated record.